This is a messenger RNA of Protopolystoma xenopodis, 291 nucleotides long. The record is from the annotation of a GenBank genome assembly. NCBI's taxonomy places the organism in Eukaryota, Metazoa, Platyhelminthes, Monogenea, Polystomatidea, Polystomatidae.
AUGCAAUUGUGGAAACAUUCAAUCACCAGUCCGCAAAUCACUUUAUGCCACUUUAGAGAAAUACACUUGACACAUGUUACCACCCCGAAUGGGCGAUGGUUGAGCGGACGACUUACUCGAGAGUAUGAAGUCUGUGGAACGGAAUCGACAACAAGCCGUCGGCAGGACAACAUCAUCGCCGGAGAACUCGAAGCCAUGCUCAUCAACAUAAUGCCUUCCGUUGUCCAGCCAGGCCUUGGAACGGUUGAAAUCCGAAGGACCGGUGAGCCCGCAACAUUUGAGCUGAAGUGA